AUGGUGCAGUCAUUUACCAGCACUGCAUUCAUGUGGCAGGGUGAGCUGGCGAUCUGCAAGGCAAGCACCACCCAGCUUGAUAGGACAGCACUGGAUGCGCAAGAGGUUGCACAGAGCAUGCGGGCGCUGGAUGGCCAAGUGUGCCUUCUGGGCAGGAGAGCGGAUGAGACUGUGGCGGCCAUGAGCAGGCUGGCAGCGCAACAGGCCGCCAACAAUCACAGCAUGGCAGUCGUGGCAGCACAGCAGGUGCAGCUGCAGGCCAGGGUGGACGCCUUGGAGCAGGCACAGGCAGGAGGCAAUCCCCCUUCUCUCCUGGGCAGACUUGCGGAGGUGGAAGACCAGUUGAACCUCUGGGGAGCCACCCUUGCCGUUGUGGAGAUGGGGCAGGAACGCCUCAAGCAGGCUUGGGAAGACCGGCAGGACAGACAGGCGAAGGAAGGCAUGCAGGAUGCCUUUGCAGAUCAGCUGGCACCUUCGGAGGAGGAGCUCACAUAUGUGAAGCAGCACAGCCUGACCGCCACUAAGCAUGCUAGCAGGGCUAAGACACAGCACGAGGAUGUGCAAGCACAGCUGGAAAGCCAGCGCGCAACCCUUGCCACUAUGACAGAGCAGCAGACUGCCAUAGUAAGCAGCUUUGCCGCUCUCGAGGCUGCACACGCAGCUCUGGCAGCAGGCAGCGGCACCCGUACAGACACUGCAAACGCAGGCCUGGCAAGCCUGGAGGGCAAGGUUGCUGAGGUGGCUGCAGACUUGCAAGCCCUGGCUGAGAAAGCAGCCAGCUCACAGGCAGCCCCAUCGACUGAUGCCCUUGCCCAAGAGUCCAAGGUGCCGGCCGCCCAGCAGCACCUUGCACAGGAGCUUGCCGAAGUGAAGUCAGAGAUCGAGCAGCUGAACCUGGCGAUGGUCUCGGAAGCAUCCAAAUUUGCUUCCACCCUCGAGGGCCUGAGCUCGGCACAGUCAAGCACGGCGACGACAGUCAGUACCCUGCAGGCAGGGCUCAGCCAUGCAUCCGAGGAGCUCACACAGCUGAAUGCGGCCGUCAAGAAAUCCGAUGCGGCAGCGCUGGAGACGCAGCAGCAUGCAAGCAGCUGUGUGGACGGCCUGCAGGCCCAGGUGGGUGCAUGGACGUCCUCUAUGGAGGCCCUGGAGGCAGACCAUGAGCUGGCAGCAGAAGAGACCAGCAAGGCACUCAAGACGCUGGCGCGCGUCAAUGCCGACAACCGGGCGAUGCAGCAUGCGCAGCUGGAGCUCGCGGCUGACUGCUCCUCCCAGCAGGCCGCCAUUGCACAGCUGCAGGCCGCCUGCGACGGCACGACUGCAAACAUGGGUGCUCUGGCGGCGCGCUUGGAUGCACUGGACAAGCAUGCCCAGGAGGCGGCAGAAAUCAAGAGCCUGGCGGAGCAUGUGGCCCAGCUGAAGGCCGGCGCAGCGCGGACGAUGAAGGCGCUGGCCGCAGCGGAGCAGCAGGCCGACGCGCGCAUUCGGCGGCAGGAGUCGGAGCUGCAUCUGCUGCAGGAGACUGUGCUGGAGCUGGGGGAGGCAGUGCACGUGGCUGAGAUCAGCGAGGCCGCCUGGGGGGACUCCCUGGCCAGCGUGCAGGCAGAGGUGGAGCACGUGCAGCAGGGCAUGGAGGACUCCAUGCAGCGCAUGUCAGAGGCGCUGCGCACAGACCUCACGCGCUACGCAGAUUGCCUCUCGCAGGCGCGCGCGGUGCUGUCUGACCAUGCACAGCAGCUUGAGCGCCUGUCCGCGCUGCCGGCGCAGGUUGCUGGUCUGUCUGAGGAGCUGGUCCCCCUCCAGCAGACUGGCGCUCAGAUGAGGGCUGAGCUGGACGGCCUCGCAGCGCUGCCUGGGCAGUUGGUGCAGCUGUCCCAGGAGGUGACUGCGCUUGAGGUCAAGCAGGGUGCAGCCUCAGCAGCGGCAAAGGAUGCGGCAAGCGCGUCAAGCAAGCAGAUCGAAGGUGUCCGGGCCGAGUUGGAGUCUCUGCAUGCGCAAGUCUCGGUCGUGGCUCAGCAGGGCGAAUCAAAUGGCAGCCGGCUUGAGGCUGCAGAAAAGCAAGUGGAGGGCAUUGACCAGGUGCAGAGGGCAGUGUCUGGCAUGGAAGGGCGGAUCAGAGUUGUGGAGUGCACUGUGGCAGAUGCCCUGGAGGAGGCAGCAGCCCAGAUGCUGGCUCUGCAGGAGGCUGUUGCCAAGCAGGCAACCAGGAUUGCUGCUCUUCAGGCUGCAGCCUGCUCACAGAACAGCCAAGACACUGCAUCAAGCGCAACUACAGCGCAGGUGGACCAGAUCUCGACGAUGGUUUUCCAGAAGAUCAUCCGCCAGAACAGAGGCAAACAGCUCAUUGACAUGCUAGAGUUUCUGGACUCACAAUUGUACUGCCACCUUGACGCCAGCUAUGAGUCAACCAUACGCAAAUUAGAGGUGUCCCUCAUCAGGUACUUCCUUGUCCAUGCCUUGAAGGCUGGCAAGCUGAACGAUGUCAGAUCAUUCUUUGCUGACUUUGGAGACAUGCUCAUGAGCGGCCCUGACGCCAAGGAAUGGAGCCCCUGGUUUGCCUUGCCCUAUGUGCAUUCUCCAGCAAAUCACCCUACCUUUCAGGUGUUCUUCACAAAGGAGUGGGCGCAAUUGGUGGAGACGUCCUUCCGCAAUUUCAUUGCAGAGGUUAUCCAGAAGCUACCGCUGCCCGCUGUGCUCCGCUUUGACACAGACCGGCGGUUGCGAGUUUCCCUGCAGCAUCAAUGCAGGCAGCUCCAGAAGGAGAAGGCCAGACUAGAAAAGGCGGGCCAGAAUCACAGGCGAGAUGUCAAGCUUGGGGAGUGGGCACCAGACAGGCGCACAGGGGAUGCCAGGCCCCUCAUCAGUCUAGAGGCCCAGUCAGAACAAGUCCCAGAGGCAGAGGAGCUGGCAGGGCAUGACGCGGCGGUGGUGGCGGCGGCGUUUUCGCCGGGCGGCCAGAACGUGGCGACAGCGGACCGUGACGGAGUGGUGCGCAUCUGGGCGCCGCAGUCUCUCGCGGCCGACGCCGGCCGUUCCGCCACGCUGCUCACCGGCGCACCCGUCUCCGCCCUCGCCUGGGACGCCCGCGCCGACAAAAUCAUGCUGGUGGGCACGGUGGGCAAGGGCAUAAAGGCGUGGCACGUGGACACCAAGCGCAUGGUUGCGCACGUGCGCCUGGACCCCUCCUUCCCGGACGUGCGCACCGUCGCAUGCAGCCCCGCCGACCCCUCCUUUGCCUGCGCAUCCUCCUCCUCCCACACCUCCGGUAAGAGUUAUGCAGGGCCGGCGGCGGGGAAGCUGUCGGUAUGGAACAUGCGGGCGUUCAAGAAGGCGCACACGUUUGCGGUGGGCGGCGAUCCGGUGCUGGACUCGCUCGCUUUCUCCACGGACGGCCGCCUGCUCCUGGCCGCCGCCUGCGACGGCUUCCUGCGCCUUUUUAACACCAACGCCAAGUCUGAGGUGGCUGCGUGGGCCGUCGGCGGCGCAGGCGCGCCUGCCUGCGCGCGGUUUGGAGGGAGCGAGACGUCCGUCAUUGCUCUGACCGCCUCUGGAGAGGUCCAGUGGUGGGACACAGCCAUGCUGAAGGAGCCUGUGAGGACGGUGGAUGCAAGUGCCCACUGCGGCACAAAGGCUCCCCACAUGAAGCAUGCCCUGGCCGUGAGCAGCGACACCCGUGCACUGGUGUUGACAUCUAUGACGAGCCAAGUGCCUGUCCUGGUGGAGGGUGCGGACGGCGAGUGGCAGUUCCAGGCCGCUGCCUCGCACAAAGGCCAUGUCACAGCGGUGGACUGGCAUCCCACCAUGAACGUUGUCGUCAGCGGCUCUGCAGAUCACAGCGCCAGCCUGACGCAUUUGGAUUUGUGA
This is a messenger RNA of Coccomyxa subellipsoidea C-169, 3861 nucleotides long. RefSeq names its product WD40 repeat-like protein. The transcript is spliced from 13 exons. NCBI's taxonomy places the organism in Eukaryota, Viridiplantae, Chlorophyta, Trebouxiophyceae, Coccomyxaceae. Bases 1 to 3861 code for a protein of 1286 amino acids. Gene Ontology annotation, molecular function: protein binding. The record is from RefSeq and is a predicted model, not a curated record.